AUGGCAACGGCGGCGGCGGCGAUGAACCGCUCCGUCCGAUCUGCCGCGCGAUUCGACUCAGAUGUCGAUCGUUCGGCUCAAGUAGUCGGACCUCGAGCUUCGACUCCCAAAACGAACCGAAAUUUUGCUGCAGCAGGAGGGGGAGGACUUCGCCGUAAGAGCAGCAGCGGCGCUGGCACUGCAGAAACGAAGAGAAGCUUUUAUGAUACCACGAUGGCGCAAAUGACGAUGAACAAGGACAUCUUUGGCGUUUUGGGCUGGACUCGGCGGAAGCUGAGCGGAGGCGGCGGUGGUGGCAGUCCAGAGAAUGUCCGGCGUAAGUCCACCAUGGAGAGCCUCACGAGCUUCCGAUUCGACCAGCGUGUACAAGCAUAA
Dissoconium aciculare CBS 342.82 is the source of this 375-nucleotide messenger RNA. RefSeq lists its product as uncharacterized. The transcript has a single exon. Bases 1 to 375 code for a protein of 124 amino acids. NCBI's taxonomy places the organism in Eukaryota, Fungi, Ascomycota, Dothideomycetes, Mycosphaerellales, Dissoconiaceae. The record is from RefSeq and is a predicted model, not a curated record.